AUGGAAGAGGAUGGGUUAGGAAAAAAAAGACAAGAAAACGAAAGGAGAAGAAAAAGACAAGAACUGAAAGGGGAAGAAAAAGACAAGAAAACGAAAGAAGAAGAAAAAGACAAGAAAACGAAAGGGGAAGAAAAAGACAAGAAAACGAAAGGAGAAGAAAAAGACAAGAAAACGAAAGGGGAAGAAAAAGACAAGAACCGAAAGGAGAAGAAAAAGACAAGAAAACGAAAGGAAAGAAAAAGACAAGAAAACGAAAAGGGAAGAAAAAGACAAGAAAAUGAAAGAGGAAGAAAAAGACAAGAAAACGAAAGGAGAAGAAAAAGACAAGAAAACGAAAGGGGAAGAAAAAGACAAGAAACGAAAGGGGAAGAAAAAGACAAGAAAACGAAAGGGGAAGAAAAAGACAAGAAAAUGAAAGGAGAAGAAAAAGACAAGAACCGAAAGGGGAAGAAAAAGACAAGAAAAUGA
This is a messenger RNA of Racocetra fulgida, 468 nucleotides long. The record is from the annotation of a GenBank genome assembly. Lineage: Eukaryota; Fungi; Glomeromycota; Glomeromycetes; Diversisporales; Gigasporaceae.